AUGGAGAAGAUUGAAGAACAGUUUGCUAAUCUGAACAUUGUUAAACGUUCUUCAGGAACUGAAGAGCCUACUUAUCUGCUUGACAUAGACACAUCCAAGACUGUACCAGCAGAAAAAGGAACCUUGGUUGCUGUUUUAUGUUCUAAUGGGUUAAUCAGAAUAUAUGAUAAAGAAAGGUUAAACAUAGUACGAGAAUUUGGUGGAAAUCCUGGACAUCUUAAUGGCGUUAAAUUUGCAAAUUCUUGUGACAUUGUAUAUUCAUCGUGUACCGAUAGCACAGUAAAAGGUUGGGAUGCUCGAUUAGCCAGUGAAAAGCCUGUCCAGCUUUUCAAGGGUUAUGCUUCCAAUAUUUUUAUCAGUUUUGAUAUCAGCUGUAAUGAUCAUGUCAUUUGUGCUGGUACAGAAAAAGUUGAUGAUGAUGCAUUGAUGGUAUUUUGGGAUGCAAGAAUUAAUUCUCAAGAUUUGUCUACUACUAAAGACCCACUUGGUGCAUACUCGGAAACACAUAGUGAUGAUAUCACUCAAGUAUGUUUCCAUCCCAGCAAUCCCAACAUGGUAGUCUCUGGUUCUACAGAUGGCCUGGUAAAUGUAUUUGAUAUUAGUGCCGAUAACGAAGAAGAUGCGCUGGUUACGACUUGUAACUCAGUUUCUUCAGUUAGCUAUAUUGGUUGGUCUGGGAAAGAUUAUAAACAGAUAUACUGCAUGACACACGAUGAAGGGUUUUGUUGGUGGGAUCUUAAUCAUCUGGAUACUGAUGAAUCAAUUACACGUUUGAACGUCCAGGAUGUCAGAGAAGUCAUUAAUCUGAAAGGAAGUGUUUUGGACUAUUUGAUUGGUGGCCUAUAUCAUGAAAAGAUGGACAAAUUAUUUAUUGUUGGAGGAACAAACACAGGAAUUAUUCAUUUAAUGAGCUGUACUACAUCAGGAUUGAGCCACGUGACCAGCCUUCAGGGAGGGCAUGCUGCUACAGUCCGUUCGUUCUUUUGGGAUAUGCAGGAUGAUUCUUUGCUGACUGGAGGAGAAGAUGCACAGUUGUUACUUUGGAAACCAGGAGCAAUAGAGAAGAAAUUUACAAAGAAAGACAACAUGAAAAUAGCAUCCUCUGUGUACCAGCGAGUUCGAACUCACAGUAACGACUCUUACAAGAGAAGGAAAAAGCAGUGA
Pipistrellus nathusii (Nathusius's pipistrelle) is the source of this 1164-nucleotide messenger RNA. NCBI's taxonomy places the organism in Eukaryota, Metazoa, Chordata, Mammalia, Chiroptera, Vespertilionidae. The record is from the annotation of a GenBank genome assembly.